AUGAGCAAUUCUAUCACAUUAGCAAUCCUUGGCUGUGGUAAUUUAGGAACGGCCAUUCUGUCUGGCAUUCUCAAAUCCUCUAUCGACUCAAAUGUGUCGAAAAUACCGAAUCAUGAUAUAAAUAUCCAACGAUACAUUGCUUGCAUCAGCACACCUCAGAGCGUAGAGAGAAUUAAAAAAACUCUCGGUCAUCUUUCCGGAAAUGUGGAAAUUAUGCAAGGUCGCAAUACUGAAGCCAUAGCUUUAGCUGAUUAUAUUAUCCUCGGCUGUAAACCGAAUAAAGUUCAAGAUAUACUCCAAGAAGAUGGAAUUGCCGAAGCCCUUGAAGGAAAGGUACUCAUCUCCAUUUGUGCCGGUGUUACAGUGUUGCAAAUGCAGUCAUAUAUACCAAGUCAUACAACAUGCCGUAUUGUCCGAGUUAUGCCAAACACUGCCUCUGCCGUACAUCAAUCGAUGACAGUCAUCGAAACCUCUAACCCUCCACUCCCAUCCACGACCUCCGCAUUCAUUAGUUGGAUCUUCAAACAAAUCGGUAUCGUCAUCAACUUACCACCCUCACAAUUAGAUGUUGCCACUGCCCUUUGCGGCUCAGGCCCCGCUUUCUUUGCCCUUAUUCUCGAGUCUGCCAUCGAUGGUGCUGUAGCCAUGGGCCUACCUCGUGCUGAGGCAACUCUUAUGGCAUCACAGACUAUGAAAGGCACUGCUGAGAUGGUCCUCGCGGGAGAACACCCCGCUAUACUCAAGGACAAAGUUAGCAGUCCAGGAGGAUGUACCACAGGUGGUCUAACGGUUCUAGAAGAGGGUGCAGUAAGAGGAAAGUUUGCAGGAGCUGUAAAGCAGGCAACAAUUGUUGCCGGCCAACUUGGCAAUAGAACAAGAUUGAUACGAUAG
Molecule: messenger RNA, 891 nt
Organism: Blumeria graminis f. sp. triticale
Lineage: Eukaryota; Fungi; Ascomycota; Leotiomycetes; Helotiales; Erysiphaceae
Source: the annotation of a GenBank genome assembly